This is a messenger RNA of Meyerozyma guilliermondii ATCC 6260, 555 nucleotides long. It is a transcript of the gene RPL17B, whose product is annotated as 60S ribosomal protein uL22. The coding region runs from base 1 to 555 and encodes 184 amino acids. Gene Ontology annotation, cellular component: cytosolic large ribosomal subunit; ribosome. The record is from RefSeq and is a predicted model, not a curated record. The transcript has a single exon. Gene Ontology annotation, molecular function: structural constituent of ribosome. Gene Ontology annotation, biological process: cytoplasmic translation. Lineage: Eukaryota; Fungi; Ascomycota; Pichiomycetes; Serinales; Debaryomycetaceae.
AUGGUUAGAUACGGUGUCAACUCAGCUAAUCCAGCCAAGUCUGCUUCCGCUCGCGGCUCCUACUUGAGGGUGUCGUUCAAGAACACCCGUGAGACCGCCCAGGCCAUCAACGGAUGGAACUUGGAAAAGGCCCAAAAGUACUUGGACCAAGUUCUCGACCACCAAAGAGCCAUUCCUUUCCGUCGUUUUAACUCUUCGAUCGGUCGUACUGCUCAAGGUAAAGAAUUCGGUGUCACCAAGGCCAGAUGGCCCGUCAAGUCCGUCAACUUCAUCAAGGACUUGUUGGUGAAUGCUCAAGCCAAUGCUGAGGCUAAAGGAUUGGAAGUUUCCAAAUUGAAGGUUUCUCACAUCCAGGUGAACCAGGCUCCUAAGCAAAGAAGAAGAACUUACAGAGCCCACGGUAGAAUCAAUGCCUACCAGUCAUCUCCUUGUCACAUAGAAUUGAUCUUGACUGAAGAGCAAGACAAUGUUGAGAAGGCUGAGGAGUCCAAGAAGCUCAGAUUGAACUCGAGACAAAGAGGAAGAUUGGCUACCCAAAAGCGUUUGACUGUUUAG